AUGUUGCGACCAGCCACUCCUCUGUCGAUACUGCUCUUUGGGGCUUUCGCCUUGAUAUUACUGGCGGUUCUUUCAGCCCCGAUUAUCAGCGCGAUUCCCCUUGGCAGUUUGGGCGGUGUUAACUUUGGUGUAUUUGGGUUUUGUGGCGCCGAUGGUUGCACCGACAUAACAAUCGGAUAUGAUCCGACUGGGCUUCUGAAUACCGACGAGUCCAGAUUCGAUCUGCCCACGUCGGUUCGGAAUUCUUUAACCACUAUUCUCAUAGUGCAUCCUAUUGCAGCCUUUCUGACCCUUGCCUGCUUUAUCAUGGCCGCUGCUGCCCACCUUCAUUCUGCCUCUCACUCCACUCGUUAUCUUCUCGGCAUCUUCAUUCUUAUUCUCAUCGACUUUCUUGUGUGCUUGCUUGCCUUCCUUGUCGAUGUGUUGGUCUUCAUACCUCACCUCGCCUGGGGUUCUUACAUUGUGCUUGCCGCCACAAUUAUGGUCGCUCUUAGUGGCAUCUUCGCAUGCGCAAUGCGACGAACUCUCAUUAGCCGGAAAGCCAGGCAGAACAGGGUCGCUCAAAAUGCCGAGAUGAGCGGUGAGAAUUAUUAUAAUCGUGAAGCACAGAAACAGGCCCUUGCUCUCGCGCGUCAGCCUACUAUGCCCAUCCUUAGCGGGGCUAACGGCACUGGCGAUGCGCUCCCCGCCUUCGCAUCUUUUGAGAACCAGCAGAAGGAGGACAAGGUUAGUGACGAGCGAAUACCCCUGACUCAACGAAGCCCUACCCAGCCAUCGCCGAAUCCUAUGGGCUCCGGGUCCACGAGUCCGCCUUUGGGGGAGCCCAUGAGGUCCAAUUCGGUGCCACCCAUGCAGCAGGAUCAGUAUGGAAACCCUAUGGGCCCAUCGCCCGACGACUAUGCUCUCCGGCGCGGCCCGUCUUUCGAUCAAUUGAGCGCCAGAGGUCGUGGCGGUAUGCCGCCGCCAGGAUAUCGUGGCCGUGGUGGGUAUGGUAGAGGAGGCUACGGGCCUCCACGUGGGGGCUAUGGACCACCUGGGAGGGGUGGAUACGGACCCCCAAGGGGAGGCGGUUAUGGCCCGCCUCCGCGGGGAGGUCCUGGUGGCAUGAUGCGAGGGGGCGGCCGGGUCCCCUACCAGAACAUGAACAAUGGCGGCCCUUACGACCGACGUCCGUCCCCAGCAGAUGCCUAUGGCCCGUAUGGCCGGGGGCCUAACGACCAAUAUGGUUCCAGUACCACGAUCCCCUCUAGCACUGGAUACGAUUCCUAUAAUUCCGAUCGCAACACGCUGCCUCGUGCCGAAUCACCUCCUCCUUUGCCUGAAGGAACUGGCACUCCACUAGCUGAGAUGGACGCCAGCCCCGCAGGCCCCACGGGCAAUUAUGCCCAGCCCCAGGCCCCAAUUAGAGAUGGCGAUACGGACGUCGCAGGGAUGGUGGGACUGCAACAGGCCAGAGCGGGAAGUGCGAGGCCAACUGACUCAUACGUCAGUGAGGGUAGCAAGUACAGCGCUGAAGAUGCCCAAGGGCAGUACGUGCCACCUCGCGCGGCUUGGAACCAAGGCGCCGGCCCAGGCCGACAUUCCCCAAGUGUACCGUCUCCUCUUGGUGUCCGCCGACCCGAACCUCAGGGCCGCAGUACCCCAGACCAGGGCGCCGCCUAUUACGAAGAUGUGGACCCUCGGUAUGCGGCAGAUCCGAACGCGCGACCGGCGCCGCAACCUCAAUGGGCGCAAGGUUCUCCUGGGGGCUACGGACGACCAACCCCGCAAGCUAGCAACCCCGAUUUCCAAAAUAGGCGCCCGCAGCCUGGGCGAAGUCCGCCGCCGGGCUUGACGCCAGCCAGGUCCUAUCCUGCAUUUUAA
Messenger RNA from Scedosporium apiospermum, 1863 nucleotides. RefSeq lists its product as uncharacterized. Gene Ontology annotation, cellular component: growing cell tip; plasma membrane; cell division site. The record is from RefSeq and is a predicted model, not a curated record. The transcript is spliced from 3 exons. Bases 1 to 1863 code for a protein of 620 amino acids. Lineage: Eukaryota; Fungi; Ascomycota; Sordariomycetes; Microascales; Microascaceae.